Vespula pensylvanica (western yellowjacket) is the source of this 4401-nucleotide messenger RNA. Its product is annotated as serine/threonine-protein phosphatase PP1-beta catalytic subunit. Gene Ontology annotation, molecular function: protein serine/threonine phosphatase activity. NCBI's taxonomy places the organism in Eukaryota, Metazoa, Arthropoda, Insecta, Hymenoptera, Vespidae. The transcript has 14 exons. The record is from RefSeq and is a predicted model, not a curated record. The coding region runs from base 381 to 1439 and encodes 352 amino acids. Gene Ontology annotation, cellular component: nucleus; cytoplasm.
GAAUCACGGAAAGAUGAACCAAUCAGAAGUAAGAGGAGAAGGACGAGCCAAUCAGUAACGAUAACGAGUAAGACGAGCCAAUCAAAAAUAUAAAUGAGAAUGACUGACCAAUCAGAAGUGAGAGUGGGUACGACGAGCCAAUCAGAAACGAAAGAGAAAGAGAGAAUGAGUAACAGAGAAAGAUAACAAAAGUAGAAAAAGAACAACAAAAUGUCUGUAUCAGCAGUCGAUAAGAGUUUAGCACGCAACACGUUUAACGUAUACGUCUAUAAGUUUUCUCUCUCUUUCUGUAAACGCGCAAGUAAAACAGACAGGUGCCGAGGUGGUCCCGACUAUUAAGCAUUGUACGAGUGUAGUGUGCUAGUCAGUGUCAAGAAAAAAUGGCGGAUGUCGACUUGAACAUCGACAGCCUCAUACAAAGAUUAUUAGAAGUGUACAACACGCAGAAAGACCAGGUUCAGAAGAAAGCCAAGCUAAAAGAUAUUUUCUCGUCGGAUUUUGUCGUAAGAGGAUGCAGACCGGGGAAGACAGUGACGAUGUCGGAGGGAGAAGUACGUGGACUUUGCUUGAAGUCCCGUGAGAUUUUCCUUCAACAACCGAUACUACUGGAAUUGGAAGCACCUCUUAAAAUUUGCGGUGAUAUUCAUGGUCAAUACACGGAUUUGUUGCGACUCUUCGAGUACGGUGGCUUCCCACCCGAGGCCAACUACCUGUUCCUCGGUGAUUACGUUGAUCGUGGAAAGCAGUCGCUCGAGACCAUAUGUCUCUUGCUAGCCUAUAAAAUCAAAUAUCCAGAGAAUUUCUUCCUGCUGCGCGGGAAUCAUGAAUGUGCUAGCAUAAACAGGAUAUAUGGAUUUUAUGAUGAAUGCAAAAGGAGAUAUAACAUAAAGCUUUGGAAGACUUUUACCGAUUGCUUCAAUUGUCUACCAAUAGCUGCGAUUAUCGACGAGAAGAUUUUUUGUUGUCAUGGUGGCCUCAGCCCGGAUCUUCAGAGUAUGGAGCAAAUCAAAAGGAUCAUGAGACCCACCGACGUUCCUGAUACCGGUCUUCUUUGCGAUCUACUUUGGUCUGAUCCUGACAAAGAUGUUCAGGGUUGGGGUGAAAACGACAGAGGUGUGUCGUUCACCUUCGGUCCAGACGUCGUGUCCAAGUUUUUAAAUCGACACGACAUGGAUUUAAUAUGCAGAGCUCAUCAAGUCGUCGAAGAUGGUUACGAGUUCUUUGCUAAGAGACAAUUAGUCACCCUCUUUUCUGCUCCCAAUUAUUGUGGAGAGUUCGACAAUGCUGGUGGCAUGAUGAGCGUCGACGAAACCUUGAUGUGCAGUUUCCAGAUCUUGAAACCUUCAGAGAAGAAAGCAAAGUAUCAAUACGGUGGUAUGAAUACCGGUCAAGCAGGCAGACCAUCUACACCACAAAGAAAUCCUGCGAAAAAGAAAUGACAGCCUUCUGAUCCGAACGAACAAUUAGUAUUCUCUUUAUUGACAGUGCUGAAAGUUUCAGGAUAAUCACACAGGUGGCACUACCUGGUAAAUUCUUAACGGCUAUUAGCAUUUUUGAAAAAGACGUUGAAUAGAACGGACAAUUAAAAAGACAUAACCUAAUAAUAAGCCGAAUACAAUCUAAUCCAACAAAGAAGGUCAAGAGAUAAAAUAAAAGUGCGAAACGAUCUUCGAUAAUCCAGUGGCGAAAAGCUCGCGCCUACGAACAACGAGUUGUGACGCAAGAGUCCUGGAUUCGUUCGUCGUAGUCGUUAUAUUUAGUCUGCCCGGGCCCCAGUCCGUUUUUAGUUGAAAACAGGUGGAAGUAAGAAUCCGGGGAGGAGUAAGUAGCAUACUCGACGAGUCUUCGAUUGACUUUGACCGAUUUUCGCGAAUUCUCAUUGGCCAGUUUCGAUAAUAAAAAGAGACUUGAAUUUUUUUAUGCAAAUAAUACUGAAAAUCAUGAAGAUAUUCGAUCAAGUUGGAUUCAAAUUCAAAGUGGCCGCCUUGAAAAUAUCGGAAAAGAUAAGUAUAUGCAAAGUGUUCUAUUAGAUAGGAUUUAAGUAGAAAAGCAUUAAUCCGGAAAUAUUUGUACAGAUUCAUCAUCCUAUCUGGCGAUUUCUACUAAAAUAAAGAUGCGAUUUAAAUGAUUUCUAAAAAUAUACCCAAAGCAAAUCAUCUAGGGCAUAACUCCUAGAAAACUGAAAUAUCUUUUGAUCUGUGUCUUACUUUUUAGCAUUGAAGUAUCGAACGUACGAAACUAUUGCGUUCCUGUUUGAUGCGUCAUUGCGUCAUUUGCGGAAGGAACGUGAUACGUUCGAAAGAAUCGCAUAAUCUAAAGUUUUGGCAUCUCUCGUACAAAGUCGUAAGCACGUGCCUAAUCCGACGAUUGUCAGGCUGAAUCAACACACCUUACUUGUGCAUACUAGUUUACCAAAGUUCUUGGCCCAUAACGCUUGGCCAGGAAGACUCCGGCCAACUUGCAUAACAUUUGACAAAGCCUCGACGAUUAUGCGACGGUUAUGCGAAGUCGAGUUCAUCUGGGAUAACGAAAUAAUUAGAUUGAUCGGUAACGGAAUUAAAAAUGAUUUUACAUUUUGAUAGAAGAAACGUAGAGGGGACUAUAAAAGACGCCUUGGAUUUGGCGUCACUCGGUCCGCCUAAAUUCUAUUCUCGUCCGACGUUAUAAAUACGCAGUCUUGCAUUAUGUAAGAAGUUAAACAAAGCCUUGCCAAUUAUUAUAAACAAUCUGCUAGAAGAAGUAGAAGAAGAAAAAGUAUCAUAACUGUUACGGUUGUAUACGAUCUUUGUAAUAAGAUGCAAGCGUAUCUUUACGCGACGUAUAAAUGGACGUCGUUUCCGGUAUUGGACUAUUGGAAUUCGUAAACACUCGGAGAGUGAAACACGAUGCUUUCGACGUUUCGUUUAUCAUCGAAUGACGUCCAUAGACUAGCCACUAAUAGCCAGAGAUUUAUAUAUCGAAGAUACGACGGUUGCUUGUGACGUUAUAAUUUUGCCAUCUGCAUUUAGGAAAAGCAGCAAAAUGUUAGAUAUGCUUCUUCCUACUCUCGUAGGAGUCUAUUUUCGUUGACCCGUAUGCUUGUGGUACGUGAAAACUAGCGCGUUAGUCCUGUUAGAGCAAUAUCUCUGCUUCUUUCUAAAAUCGACGAUGCACUUUGACGAUGCGCCUUGAAGAAUUAUUCAAGAUUGCCAGGAAAAAAAAUGAUGACAGAAAGACACGACUCGUCUCACAAGCGCACAUAGAGACACAGCGACAUACUCUCAUUUAUUGCAAAAGAAUCAAUUUGAAUAAUUAAAAAAAAGGAAAAAAGAGGACGGAAGAAAGGUGAUCUUUUUCAUUUGGCACUUUUGAUCGGUCGACCUCUUCGUACGUUAUAAGUAUGUAUGUACCGGGUGUUCUAAAUGCGAGGCUAUUUUAACAGUGUCUUGUGUAUACCGGUCAGACCUGGCGAUACAGAUAUACAGAGAGACGCGUCGCAUUUAUUUUCAAUUCGGCCACGGCCAGAGAGAAAGAGAGAGGGAGAGAUGAGAGAGAACAGUACGGAUACGAUGACGAUCGGCACCCAUCAACGAGCCUUUGCCAUGACACACGUUUAGAGUAUGCACGACCGUGUCGUUUUAAUGCUCGCGAGAGGUCGAGACCUUUAAGCCCUCGUGAGAAUGAUCGAGACACAGGUGGUAAUGCUAGAGGAUUGCUAACAAUAAGAUCUUUUACUAGCUACGUGUCCACUCUUUUUAUUUGACUGGUAGCAAAGACAGGGAGAGAUUACUAUAUAUAUAUAAUGGCGUGAAUGGUUAUUGUAAAAAUAAAAUCUGAGUCAAAUAUUAGUUAUAUUUAAUAAACCAGACGUAUGUGGAUCCUACUAAUUCGACUAAAGUAUAUAGUAGCAUACAGUUGGUAUAAUUUGUUGAAAUGGUGAUCGUACUACUGUACUUUACGUACAUAAUAAUAUUCGAGAUGAAACGAUCGGACAAGUCUGCCUGCAACUCGUGUUCCUGAAAUUUGGCUGAGUGACCUGCACGAAUUAGACUGGGCCAUAAACGUAUUACAACAUUCUAUAUCUUCUUAGCACUUGACCCAAUUUCUGGAUUCACGUUUCUCAGGCUGAUUUCAAAUUUAGAAAUCCACCUUCCCUGUUGCAAUGUGAACCAUUGAAAGAAGGUGAAAAUCAAUAUAUGGAGCUCGAGUUUUACGUCGUAAAGUCCGUCGGUGAACGUUGAUCCCAGAGUAAAUUGAAACUUAUGAGUUUUCCAGCCCUCCGAAGUCUCCUUCGGGUUCCUCUUCUUAUACUUUCGUCCGCCAUUCUUCUUUGCCGUUAAGGAGAUCACGUCUCCUUGAUAUGGGAAUCACAAUACUGAUCCAUCUGUAUGUACAGUACAUUGUGCAUCCCAAUAGAUAUUG